CUUGACUCGCCGGCAACCCCUUUAAUAUUUUUUAUCCAUCUUAAGUUCUUUCCCUAAUCGUCUUCUCCUUUGAAAUAAACAGCAUUUACAUUCAAACCAAUAUAAAAACUUCUUCAUUUCAUUUUCUCUCUCCUCUGGAUUAAAAUUUCUCUCUCUUCUUCUUCCUAAAACCUUAAAUCUCUUUAUCUCCAGUUCCAAUCUUCUUCUCCUCGCGCAUUCAAAUAUGUCUUCGGGAAGCACUGUAAAAGUCAGCAAUGUUUCUCUAAAAGCAUCUGAACGAGAACUCAAAGAGUUUUUUUCUUUUUCUGGUGAUAUUAUCUAUUUGGAGACGAAAUGUGAACAUGAAGAUUGCCAGACUGCAUAUGUUACCUUCAAGGACAUUCAAGGAGCUCAAACAGCUGUUUUACUAACGGGCGCAACUAUAGUUGACAAGACAGUUGCAAUUACUUUGGAUCCAGAUUACGAGCUCCCUCCUGGUGCUUUAGCUUCUCCAGCUGGUGCCCCCGGAGGCGCUCAAGCUGCUCUUAGAAAAGCAGAGGAUGUUGUUACCAGCAUGCUAGCGAAGGGCUUUAUCUUAGGGAAAGAUGCAGUAGGCAAGGCAAAAUCCUUCGACAAUAAGCAUGAGCUAACGUCAACAGCCUCUACUAAAAUUGCAUCUCUGGACCAGAAGAUUGGUCUUACUGAGAAGAUUAGCAUGGGUACUUCUGCUGUCAACAACAAAGUGAAGGAUUUGGAUCAGAAAUAUCAGGUGUUGGAGAAAACAAAAUCAGCUUUUUCUGCCGCAGAGGAAAAAGUCAGUAUUGCAGGGUCUGCUUUAAUGAAGAACCGCUAUGUUUUUACUGGUGCUACCUGGGUAACCGGGGCUUUCAACAGGGUGGCUAAAGUAGCCGGUGAAGUCGUCCAGAAAACAAUCGAGAAAGUUGGGAUGGCAGAAGAUGAAAAGAAGAGGAAAAUCGUGGAUGAUUUUGCUCACAUUCACCUGUCAGAAUCUGACUCACCUCACACUGAAUCCCCCAAAUGCGUAUCAGCACAAAAAAAUGAAUCAUCUCCAAAGGCCGAAUCAUCAACGAAAGCUGAAUCAUCACCGGAAGCCAAAUCAUCACCCACAGAUGCUUCCCCCACUGAAAAGCAGCAACCUACAAAGCCUGAACCAGCUCAAGGUUUUAUCUUUUGAUAUCCGUAAUGUAUAUAUUUUUGGCCCGAUAAUUAUAUUACCUGUUAUUGCCGUUAUUGAAUCAACUUUUUAGAGAUUAUUAAUAUAAACGAGGUUGGCUUUUAA
This is a messenger RNA of Amaranthus tricolor (Joseph's coat), 1279 nucleotides long. Its product is annotated as binding partner of ACD11 1-like. The coding region runs from base 224 to 1174 and encodes 316 amino acids. The transcript has 5 exons. Gene Ontology annotation, molecular function: RNA binding. The record is from RefSeq and is a predicted model, not a curated record. Lineage: Eukaryota; Viridiplantae; Streptophyta; Magnoliopsida; Caryophyllales; Amaranthaceae.